CGGCGUCGCCAGGGGCAGGAGCGCGUCGUCGCCAAGGCGCGAACGCUGGGGCUGUGCGGAGGCGUGGCGGCGCGUCUGCUCCGAGUCUGCUCCGAGUCUGCUCUGACCUGGCUGGCCUGGCAGCGACACGAUGAGCCUGGCCCUGAGGAAUGAGCUCUCAGUAGACAAAACUAAAAAGAAGAAAAGAAGAGAACUGACUGAGGAACAGAAGCAAGAAAUUAAAGAUGCCUUUGAAUUGUUUGAUACAGACAAAGACAGAGCAAUUAAUUACCAUGAAUUAAAGGUGGCAAUGAGAGCCUUGGGUUUUGAUGUGAAAAAAGCUGAUGUCCUGAAAAUACUUAAAGAUUAUGAUCGAGAAUCAACAGGCAAGAUCACCUUUGAAGAUUUUAAUGAAGUUGUGACAGAUUGGAUAUUGGACAGAGACCCACAAGAAGAAAUACUCAAGGCAUUCAAAUUGUUUGACGAUGAUGACUCUGGUAAAAUAAGUCUGAGAAACCUGCGCCGGGUUGCUAGAGAGUUGGGUGAAAAUAUGUCUGAUGAAGAACUACGGGCUAUGAUUGAAGAAUUUGAUAAGGAUGGAGAUGGAGAAAGUACGUGUUGGCAAAUAAAACACCAUAUAAUCUUGUUCUUAAUUUUAUUCCCUUUUUAGGCGUUGUUUUGUUAUGAAAAUGUCCUCUUAAAUUUCCUUCUAGAUUACUUUAAUCUCAAACAUAAUUUAGCUUACAAAUAAUGCAGACUGUUGCUUUUGACAGCUACUAGUCCUGGAGUCUAAGAAUCAAGUUGAUUCACCACCAACUCUUACUCAACCAAUAUCUAUUAAAAGCUGGCUGAAAGUGUAGUUGAAGGUGGAGUAAUUGAACUGAUAUGUGAGAGAUUCUGUGUACCUACAUUACAUUUUUAUUUCCUUAUAAAUUAGUAGAAGUAUUAAAGUGCUGAGAGAAAGUCUUUUGAUCACUUACUUAAUAUAUCUGAAGUGGCAAUGUGUCGUGAUUUCAGCAUUGGAUAUGGAGCAUUAAGCUAAUAAAUCAUGCUGGAAGUACCCUGGGUAGGGUCAGCUUGGAUGGGUCUUUAACAUACUUCUGAGCCUUGGAGUGCUGAAAAGUAUAGUGUGAAAAAUGGCUCUGGAAUUGACAAGGCCCAUACAGAGUAGGCUGCAGAAGGGAUUUAGUGGGUAGAUAAAGAAUGAGUUAGCAAAUCCAGUUUGAUAAGAUGCUUAUUAAAUCACUGUGAACAUUGAAACUUAAAGAGUUUUUGAUUAACUUCAAAACAUCCUUAUUUUUACAUCAGAAACCUUAAUACCUGGAUUUUGAGGACCGCUCAUUUGAGACCUUGUACCUAAAGACUGUAUCAGUCCAUUGAAUAUCCUUCUUUCAGGGUGGUGACUUAUAUCUGAGAUUUCACUAGCAGUUCAUAAGUUUUCCUGUAAAAAUAAUAUUUACUCUUACGAGCAUCUGUUGGACUCAAAACUUGGAUGUACUUGUGGAAAAAAUUGUGUUGUCAGCCUUUAGACAGAUAGUCUUCUAUGGUGUUUGACAUAAGUGGUAUUUUUCAGAAGUUGUAGCUGCAGAGGUGAGAGUAGAAUUCUUUGUGCGAAUAUGUUUUGUCAUGUGUUGAUAUCCUGGGGCUGCCAAAUGAGAUGUCAGAAUCAUGGAUCAAUGUUCUUUUGUCACAUUGCUGCUUGGGUACUACAAAUGGAAUGUAGACCAUUAACCUCCUUUCAGGAGGGUUAUUGAGUCAUAAUUAUUUUGUGUCAGUGCUACGUUUUUUUAAAUUAAAUUGAUGAGCUAAGAGUAAGUGGCUCAGUUUCCUCUUAUUCAAUCAUCCAUUCAUUGUCUUUGUUAGAGCAAUUAAGUAGAAGAUUGAAUAUGGAAGAUUAACAGCAUAAUGUUUAUGUAUGGUACUGUUUAUCCUUAAAGUUCUGUGUGGUUUUGUGAUUCUUUAAAGAAAACUGAGGCUGUUCAUAGCUUUUUAAGAUUCAUUCUAAGAAGGUAAAUUAUCCUGUAAAUCACCAUUCCAUUUGUCUUCAAGCACCUGGGACACAUGGCAAAAUGUUGCUGUCAUCUAAUUCUCCUUACUUUCCUGCCCUCAAAAAAAAAAAAUCUGCAGCGGUUCAUUGUUAGCAUUUCUAAUUGAUAUGUCAAAUACAGAAAUAAUACCAUUUUUGGUUUAACAUCUUUAUUACAUUUGAGAGAUUGUUUUGCUCACAGUGAAAUAAGGUAUCUUGUGUGGUACUCAGGUUACAUGAACCCUUAUGUUCUCAGCGAAACCACUGAGCUCUACUGGUAGGCUGUAUAUAGACUUCUGUAAAAGAAAGUAUGUUUUUAUCUGCCUUAAAAAUGUAAACAAUCUUAUUUUGGUAUUCCUGGGUUUGGAAAUUACUUCUGGUUUUGAGCACAACUAACUUCAGAAACUCCAUGGUGUCAGCAUGCAAUUUUGAUCAUCUCGUGUGGAUGCACCUGUAGGAAACACUAUCCAGUCUCAUGUAUCGGAUUUUGGCACAGAAUUAAGAAAAAUACCCAAACCCACCGCUGAAAAAAUGUGUGCUCUUAACUCUCAAGAUUCUAAGUCAACGUUUUCUUUAUUUUAGCUGUGAUUCUAGUUUGUUCUUUUAUGAUCACUUAUAUUAUGGAGGUGAGGGAAAUUUGUUGCCAUGAAAAACUGUGCUUCCCCUUUCAUGGUGCUUAACUUGUGAACAGAUCCUCCUCUGAAGAGGAUUAACUGAGAUUACUUGGGUUACUGAGAAUCGUAACUACAUUGCUUUUUGAAGCUUCUUUGAAUGUUCCAAAAUUUGUUUGUCAUUAUAGUGUUGUAUUUCCACUUUGCAGCAUAGUUUCAAGGAUGUUGUAAACCAGAGAAUAUUUUGGAGACAGUGUUUGAAUUCGUUCUGUUACUGUGUUGUUACUGUGAAAAAGCUGUGGAGAUGCUUUUUAAAGUCAUACAGUCACAGUGGUUUUGUGUCUUAGACUAGAUGUAGCUAUGUGAUGGACCGGUACUUCAGAGCAUAGGGCCCUAAGGCUAAAUCUGCUUGUUUCAUAUUUUUUUACAUGCAUCACAGCAGGGCAUAUUUAGGCUUUUUGAUUUUUUUAUUCUUUAACAUAGUUGAAUUUAAUUUUCUUCCAGCUGUAAAUGUAGUUCUUUCUUAGCAGUGCUUUGUUUAGGAAUAGCUUGGGCAUGUUGGCUGGGAUGGAUAAUUAUCAGGGAGAAUACUUCAUAUGUGUCUUGUCUUUUCCAUACCACUGGCUUACUCUAAUCAUUCCCUACUACAGUAAUUAGUUGCAGACUGAACAUGUUCACUGGUUAACUCUUUUACAGUGGCUGUGUUUUAACAUAUGAGUAAGGUCAGUACCUGAGGUAUAAGUGCAGCAAAAUAACUAAUGAAUGCUAAUUAAUUUAUUAUUAUGACUUAAAUUCUUGAAGUGUGUUUGUGUAAAAUUUCUGUUCAUUAUAAAUGAAGAAUGAAGUUCAGAUAGGGAAAGGCUCAUCAAAAGUCCAUUUUAAUUCUAGCUAAUUUAUGGAAUAAUUGCUAAAUGAUCUUAAAAUUUGUUUUGUGUUUGACAAGUAUUACAGAUUGGGGAGACAGGAAUAGCAUUGUUUGAUCUAUGAUGGUGGUUUGGAUGUAAAUGUUUUGAAUUAUGAUUUUAAGAAUAAAACUUAAUUCAAUCAUAACUAGGUGAGGUAUUGUUGCUUGAGUAUUCACUUAAUAAAAUUCAGAUACUAUUCUUAAUAUUUUUAUAGACCUUCAAAGUAAUGUUACUUUGCACAGCCUAUCUCUUUUACAUCUGUUUCUCAGAUUUUUUUUCUAUCAUGUUUCACUUUUAGAAUAUUUUUACUUUCAUAAUUAGAAAUAAUAUAAGUGAUUAUAAGUUAGUUGGAUUCUGGCUUAAGUAUUCCACCUAACAAAGCUUGCAUUCUGACUUCAUGUUACCUGAAAAAACCUGUGCAAAACUCCUGUUUUAGAAGCAAACUUGUAAACACUUAACAGUAAUGGAUCAGAUGCAACAAAUACUGACAGAGAAGCCUUUAAGUAAAGUACAGAUAUCCAUUAUUUUAUGGUUUAUUGUUGUUUGCUGUUUGUCUAAUGAUGUGUUUUUUCCUUCUUUUUUUUUUUUUCUUCUUUUACAGUCAAUCAAGAAGAAUUUAUUGCUAUUAUGACCGGAGAUAUUUAGUAUUAGAAGAAAAGAAAUUAACACAGCA
Messenger RNA from Corvus hawaiiensis (hawaiian crow), 4194 nucleotides. RefSeq names its product centrin 3 (gene CETN3). Gene Ontology annotation, biological process: spindle pole body duplication. The record is from RefSeq and is a predicted model, not a curated record. NCBI's taxonomy places the organism in Eukaryota, Metazoa, Chordata, Aves, Passeriformes, Corvidae. Gene Ontology annotation, cellular component: microtubule organizing center; myosin II complex. Gene Ontology annotation, molecular function: calcium ion binding; microtubule binding. The coding region runs from base 131 to 649 and encodes 172 amino acids. The transcript is spliced from 4 exons.